AAAGGGCGGUAGCUGGGCUCUGUCCCCCCACGUAGAAGCAACUUUUUGGCUCCUUCUCCAAUUUCUGUCUCGUUCUACUGCUUGCUGCCUCCUCUUCAGCCUCCACCAUGUCCAUCAGGGUAACCCAGAAAUCCUACAAGGUGUCCACCUCUGGCCCCCGGGCCUUCAGCAGCCGUUCUUACUCAAGCGGACCUGUCUCCCGAAUCAGCUCCUCCUCGUCCUUCUCCCGAGUGGGCAGCAGCAGUAGCAGCUACCGGGGUGGCCUGGGCGCUAGCAUGGGUCUGUCCAGGAGCUAUAGCGGGGUAGGAGGUAUGGGGGGCAUCACGGCCGUCACGGUGAACCAGAGCCUGCUGAACCCCGUUAAGCGGGAAAUGGACCCCAACUUCCAGGCCGUACGCACCCAGGAAAAGGAGCAGAUCAAGACCCUGAACAACAAGUUUGCCUCCUUCAUCGACAAGGUGCGGUUCCUGGAGCAGCAGAACAAGAUGCUGGAGACCAAGUGGAGCCUUCUGCAGCAGCAGAAGACCUCUAGGAGCAACAUGGACAACAUGUUUGAGAGCUACAUCAACAACCUGAGGCGGCAGCUGGACAUGCUGAGUCAGGAGAAGUUGAAGUUGGAGGCAGAGCUGGGCAACAUGCAGGGGCUGGUGGAGGACUUCAAGAAUAAGUACGAGGAUGAGAUCAAUAAGCGAACAGAGAUGGAGAAUGAUUUUGUCCUCAUCAAGAAGGAUGUGGAUGAAGCUUAUAUGAACAAGGUAGAGCUGGAGUCCCGCCUGGAAGGGCUGACCGAUGAGAUGAACUUUCUCCGGCAGCUGAAUGCUGAGGAGCUUCGUGAGAUGCAGGCCCAGAUUUCGGACACAUCCGUGGUGCUAUCCAUGGACAAUAGCCGUUCCCUGGACAUGGACAGCAUCAUUGCUGAGGUCAAGGCCCAGUAUGAGGAGAUCGCUAACCGAAGCCGGGCUGAGGCUGAAAGCAUAUACCAGAUCAAGUAUGAGGAGCUGCAGACACUGGCUGGCAAGCAUGGGGGUGAACUUCGUCGUACAAAGACUGAGAUUUCUGAGAUGAACCGAACUAUCAGCCGGAUCCAGGCUGAGAUUGAUGCCCUCAAAGGCCAGAGAGCUUCCCUGGAGGCUGCCAUUGCUGAUGCUGAGCAGCGUGGAGAGCUGGCCAUUAAGGAUGCCAACAACAAGGUGACGGAGCUGGAGGUUGCCCUGCGUCGAGCCAAGCAGGACAUGACGCAGCAACUGCGGGAGUACCAGGAGCUGAUGAACAUCAAGCUGGCCUUGGAUAUCGAGAUCGCCACCUACCGCAAGCUGCUGGAGGGCGAGGAGAGCCGGCUGGAGUCUGGGAUGCAGAACAUGAGUAUUCAUACAAAGACCACCAGUGGCUACUCUGGUGCGCUGAGCUCGACUUACGGGGGUCUCACAAGCCCCAGUGCCAACUAUGGCCUGAGCUCCUUCCAGUCCAGCUUUGGCUCUGGCGGGGGUUCCAGCUCCUUUAGCCGCACCAGCUCCACCAAGGCUGUGGUUGUAAAGAAGAUCGAGACCCGUGACAGGAAGCUGGAGUCCGAAUCUUCUGAUGUCCUGCCCAAGUGAAUGGCCACUGUGGUCCUCCCAGCCCAUACCUGCCCCUGACC
Chrysochloris asiatica (Cape golden mole) is the source of this 1636-nucleotide messenger RNA. RefSeq names its product keratin 8 (gene KRT8). The record is from RefSeq and is a predicted model, not a curated record. The coding region runs from base 108 to 1595 and encodes 495 amino acids. Gene Ontology annotation, cellular component: keratin filament. Lineage: Eukaryota; Metazoa; Chordata; Mammalia; Afrosoricida; Chrysochloridae. The transcript has 9 exons.